GAAGGGGCAACAAACACUAAUUUUUUCUAAGAAGCAAGCUAGAUCGCAUGGCAGUUUUGAGGGGGAUUUGCGGGAGUGGCUUGCUGCUGAGGGAUCCAGCGCGUGGGAGCUCGGCUUUCUUGGGCGUCCCGGUUGUAGCGGCUAGAUCUUCGCGAGUUUCCAAGGUCCGGGGAGGGGGGAUUCGAGCUGUCAAGACCGAGAAGGUGGGAGCAGACUAUGUCGAGAUUCUGCCGUCGGGUGAGUGGCCCGAGAAUUUCUCCAUGCUCAACUUUGAGGAUCUCUCGCUCCACUUCGCGCCCACGCUCUUCAAGGCCGAGGCUCAACCAUCAACCCUCCUCGCGGAUGUGAUGUCCGGGCUUCGCUUCUCGGCGGCGCAGGACGAUCUUCUCGAGGCGAUCGAGCACUGCUUUGACGAGGUUUCUGGAGUUCCUGUGCUGGACGAGGAGCGCAAGUGUAUUGGAGUGGUGUCUAGAAAGGACCGAGACAAGGCCACCAACGGGCUGAAAUCGCCAGUCUCUGAGGUGAUGAGCUCACCAGCAAUCACAUUAUCUGCCGACAAAACUGUUUCAGAUGCUGCUGUUAUCAUGCUUAAGAAGAAGAUCCAUAGGAUCCCUAUAGUAAACGAUUCCAACGCAGUUAUUGGCAUGGUCACCAGGACGGACAUUUUCACAGCACUGGAGGGAAAACAUGAAUGAUAUCUUAGAUGUAAUUACAGACCUAACUUCUUUAAUGAACGUGCAUUGUGGUCAGUCAAGCACAAACUUUCAUCUUG
Molecule: messenger RNA, 772 nt
Organism: Selaginella moellendorffii
Lineage: Eukaryota; Viridiplantae; Streptophyta; Lycopodiopsida; Selaginellales; Selaginellaceae
Exons: 5
Coding region: 48-695 (215 amino acids)
Source: RefSeq, a predicted model, not a curated record